Messenger RNA from Vigna unguiculata (cowpea), 417 nucleotides. RefSeq lists its product as uncharacterized. NCBI's taxonomy places the organism in Eukaryota, Viridiplantae, Streptophyta, Magnoliopsida, Fabales, Fabaceae. The record is from RefSeq and is a predicted model, not a curated record.
AUGGACCAGUGGUUAAAGGACAUGGAGCGAAUUUUUGAUGCCAAGAUGUGCAUUGCGGAGAAUAUAUUGGCUUUUGUUAUUGCCGAGAGAAAAAAGUUGUUGUUCCCCAACUCAGAGGAGCCAGAGUUGUUAUCAUCUCAAGGGGUCAUGAAAGAGAUUCAAGCUGGCGCGCAGUGCUUCAUAAUCUUUACGCAUCUAAAUGUGGAGAAGGAGGAAAAGACGUCAGUUAUACCUGUGGUGCAUGAGUUUGAGGAUGUGUUCCCGAAGGAAGUACCAGGGUUACCUUCUAGUAGAGAGGUGGAAUUCUCUAUUGACCUAGUGCCAAGAACUGGUCCAAUGUCGAUGGCUUCAUAUCGUUUGGGUCCGGCAGAACUGGUAGAGCUCAAGAAUCAAAUUGAAGAGCUAUUGGGAAAAUAG